CGGAAGGUUACGUCAUCAGUGUGCGCGCACUUAGCUGAGAGGAGGUGGCAGAUGCCUCUUCGAAACAACUCUGAACUGUUGUUCACCUACGAUCCGUUUUUCCUACCAUACUGCUGAAGAGCAGCUGUUGGGAUGCCAAAGAAGUUCCAGGGUGAGAAUUCAAAGGCGGCCACGGCCAGAGCCCGCAAGGCCGAGGCCAAGGCAGUGGCAGACGCCCGCAAGAAGCAGCAGGAAGAGGACGCUCUGUGGCAGGAAACUGACAAACAUGUACUCAAAAAAGAGCAGAGGAAGGAUGACAAAGAGAAAAAGAGGCUUGAGUUACUGGAAAGGAAAAAGGAAAACCAGCGACUUUUGGAUGAGGAGAAUGCUCGGAUAAAAGGCAGAUCCCAGAAGGAGGCUGCUUCUGGAGGAAAGGUGACCCGAGCCCAGAUUGAGGAGACGCUUCUUAAUGAGUCCCUGCAAGCGAAGCAGGAGGAACAAAAGCCAAAAGAAAAGACACACUUGGAGUGUCCGCUGGAGGAGAACAUAAACAGAAUUAUUCCUGAUGAAGGAACUGUGGAAGCCAGAACAAUAGAAGAUGCCAUCGCAGUGCUCAGUACCGGGCCUGAGGACGUGGACCACCAUCCAGAGCGGAGAAUGAAAGCAGCAUUUGCUGCCUAUGAGGAGGCCAACAUGCCCCGCCUAAAAAAAGAGAAUCCCAACAUGAGAUUGUCGCAGCUAAAGCAACAGCUGAAGAAGGAGUGGAUGAAGUCACCAGAGAACCCUUUGAACCAGCGCUUUGCAGCAUACAACUCAAAGUGAACGCACUCUUUUACCCUGGCGAUAACUCCAUUAAAAACUGGCUGCCUGUGCACAUUAUCUUGAGACUUCCAUUGAAAAUUGAAUAAUUCCAGUGAAAAAUGAUAACUCUUGAUGAGAGCUUUAGCACCAAUGGCCUAGAAAAUAAGUCUCACAAUACCAGAAGACUUUACUUUGUUUGAGUCUCUAGCAGGGAGAAGAUAAUUUUCCCCUAUCAUGGCCACAGCUUAUCUCCAUGUUUGUGCACUUUGCCAAUAAAAGGGCAAAUCAAAAGCUAAUUAAUAAAAUAAUAAUUCUUUCCAGCACUUGUGGGGAGGUGGGAGGCCAAAUGUUUUCAGAGUAACUUAUUAAAUUUCACCAUCUAA
Messenger RNA from Cheilinus undulatus (humphead wrasse), 1163 nucleotides. It is a transcript of the gene ccdc124, whose product is annotated as coiled-coil domain containing 124. The record is from RefSeq and is a predicted model, not a curated record. Gene Ontology annotation, molecular function: transcription coactivator activity. Gene Ontology annotation, biological process: transcription by RNA polymerase II. The transcript has 5 exons. Gene Ontology annotation, cellular component: nucleus. Lineage: Eukaryota; Metazoa; Chordata; Actinopteri; Labriformes; Labridae. Bases 133 to 801 code for a protein of 222 amino acids.